Gossypium raimondii (Peruvian cotton) is the source of this 989-nucleotide messenger RNA. Its product is annotated as sm-like protein LSM4. The transcript is spliced from 8 exons. Gene Ontology annotation, biological process: nuclear-transcribed mRNA catabolic process; mRNA splicing, via spliceosome; spliceosomal snRNP assembly. Bases 265 to 711 code for a protein of 148 amino acids. Lineage: Eukaryota; Viridiplantae; Streptophyta; Magnoliopsida; Malvales; Malvaceae. The record is from RefSeq and is a predicted model, not a curated record. Gene Ontology annotation, cellular component: P-body; spliceosomal tri-snRNP complex; U6 snRNP. Gene Ontology annotation, molecular function: U6 snRNA binding.
AGGGCUACAGGCAAAAAGAACCCGCCCGAUCCCCUCAGAGCAAACUCUAUUUUUAAAAUAGUGCGUGAGAUCGGGGAAAAAAACAACACAGUGAGAUCGAAAUUCAAACUGAAGCGUAAACCUUGUUCCUUCUUCUCUCUCGUUGGUAUUUUCAAUUCCCUUUCUGUGUUUUUAUUAUUUAGGGUUUUUGUUUCUUCUUACCAAAGCGAAGCUUUAAGUUAUUUUUUGGUUGAGCUUCUACUGCAUUCGAAAAGGGGGAACAAGAUGCUUCCUCUUUCUCUACUAAAAACUGCACAGGGCCAUCCUAUGCUGGUGGAACUGAAAAAUGGGGAGACUUAUAAUGGACAUUUAGUCAAUUGCGACACUUGGAUGAACAUUCAUCUUCGUGAAGUUAUCUGCACUUCUAAGGAUGGAGACAGGUUUUGGCGAAUGCCCGAAUGCUAUAUCCGUGGAAAUACAAUUAAGUAUCUUCGAGUUCCUGAUGAGGUAAUUGAUAAAGUUCAGGAAGAAACAAAGAGUCGUGCAGAUAGGAAGCCUCCUGUUUUAGGUCGUGGCAGAGGUAGAGGUAGAGAAGAUGGUCCUGGUGGAAGGCAACCAAAAGGAGCUGGGCGUGGAUUUGAAGAUGGUGCUAAGGGUGCAGGAGGACGAGGCAGGGGUGGCUCAGGUGGAAAGACCAGUGGAAGCAGAGGUGGUGGCCGAGGUCGAGGUUGAUGUCAUGCUUCUUUAUAUUGGGCAACGUUGCUAUUUUUAGAAGCUGGUUGCCUCCAAUUGACCGAAGUUGGUUUCUAUCCUUUUGUUUUUUCUGUCGGAGUGGUUUGUCCGAAGUCCCAAAUAUCAUUUAGCAUUGCAAAAUUAAGAUCUAAGAUAUUGUUUUGUGGUUUGCCACUUUGUCUUCUUGCCCUUUUAUCUUAUUAAGGUUCUGUACGUCACAGUUACCUGUUAAAUGAUUACCCACUUUGUUGGAAUGAAUUUAUUUACUUAUCAUGAAA